This is a messenger RNA of Spirodela intermedia, 6924 nucleotides long. The record is from the annotation of a GenBank genome assembly. NCBI's taxonomy places the organism in Eukaryota, Viridiplantae, Streptophyta, Magnoliopsida, Alismatales, Araceae.
AUGAGUAGACUCUCAUUCAGGCCUCGCCCCCUUGACAUCCACAAGAAGCUGCCAAUUGUCAAAUCCAUUAAGGACUUCGAAGAUGAUGAUGUUGUGACCACGACUGCCACACGCAACCAGUUGCAGCGAUUUGUUGCCGAGGCUGACAAUGAGGUGAAAUUUCUGGAUGCUUAUGCUUCCUUCCGCAAUUCGCUGAUUUUGCUCUCGUGAUCUUGCUUCAAUUCUACGUUCAUUUCAUGAGUGUUCCUUCACAAUCGUGAACAACUUGGAUUUUAAUGUCAUAGGUUCCUCCGACUCCCAGCAAGAAACUUGCGUCUGAUAUUCCUACGCCGCAGUUUGUUAUUGUGGAUACCUAUGAAAGGGAUUACACUCGCACGUUUAAUCAAACUACAUCAUAUCUACGGGGGAGAGGAGGUCUGCUUCUCAGGAUGACCUCUACCCUUUCAAUGCCAGAUGCUGAGAAAAUUUUCGGCAUCUUAACCAUUGAGUUACUGGUUGCAGCACGAGCUGAGCUUGGGGAAUUUGUCGAGUACGAUCUGGAUAACGAAGAUGAGGAUUGGCUUCAGGAGUUUAACAACGAAAGGAAGAUUCUUUCAGAUGAAAAGUAAAGUGAUGGAUGUAAAUUGCAGUAGAUCAAAUUUGCCUGUGGCAUAACGCAUGAAUUUUUACCUGUUUUUAUUUGUACCUUCCCAUCCUUCUCUUUGCUAAGCACAUUAAUCUUGUAUUUUUGCAUCGUUCCCCUGUUUUUUGUUAGCUUCUUGAGUCCUGGACUUGCUAAUCUUUGUCAGUGACAUACCAUCAUCUCAUCUCAAUAAGUCAUUUUGUCUUUUUCUUUUCUUGCGUAAAACGUAAGAUUGUAAAGCUCUCCAUUGCAUUGAAGGCAGCUAUUCAUGGAAAUAUCUGUAGAGUUGCUUUAACUUGCGAAUUUAAGUUCAAAAAUACACAGCACGAACUAUUAUUCGUUCCUCAUCCCUUCUUCUCAUAUUUUUAUUAUUUAUAUGAUUAAUUGUGGCAAUUAAUUAUAAGGAUUAUCCCCUUUCUUUUUUCUUUCUGUGCAUUAGUAUCUUCACGUAAGGCACUAGUUAUGGAACCACCUGAUGACUAUCAAUCAAGUGGGGAGUGGGAGACCCAUUUUAACAGGGAGUCUGUUCUGCCACCAAUCAGCAUUGCUGCAUUCAUGGAACCAUACAUAACAGUUUGAAUGUUUGGGUAACAAUAAGAUAGUUCAUUGGUCUGAUUGCCUGGAAUCUGGGUUCCGAAUCCUUGACAACUUUUUGUUUAUGGAAUAUAUCGUCACAAUGAUAACUAAGAUGGUGGUCGCCGGGGGGGGUGGGAAGAGAGGGUAAGGAUUAUGAUUUUGCAUUAAUGUUUUUUGAGUUGGUAAGGAUGAUAGAGAUGAGCUUGAAGUGCUUCGAAAAUAACUUGAAGUCGUGAUGAUGCAUAAAGUUGUCCAAUUUAAGAUCUAGUUUAGAACCUGAGCUAUGAUUUGGCAUAUCGUUUUCAUUUCCCAUGCGAAGAUGAAGAGGUUCUGCAAAGAGAGAAGCAUCUUCGAUAACAGACGGAAAUUGCACCUGUUAGUGCACAGAAUAGUUAUGGCUGAUGUUUCUGCACAUUCGAUCAUAUUUUUCAAUCGCUGUGCAGGUAGACAGAUUUCCACCAAUCAUAUCAUUUUGUUCAUCAGUUUGCCUGUAAAGGAAAUUUCAGAGAUAGUCUUUUCUUUAUUCUGCAAAGCAUCUGAUAUUUGAAUCGGCUUUCACUUUUUGUGCACUACGAAACUUAAGUAACUUGGUUGAAUUCGGUUGGGCAUUCUUUUUUAUUUUUUUUAUUAGAGCUACAGAAAAGAAAAUUGGCGGAUAAGUGGACUUAUUGAUUAACAGAGGGGAGACUUUGAUGUGGGCCCUAAUUUGCCUAUGCAUGGAAAUGCAGGUGUACGAUUGCAAUAGUGUUCAAAUACUUCUAUGGGGCUUGAGCAGACUCUUAGCCACUUAUCUACGAUUGGAUUGUCUUAAACCCUGGGUCCUCACCUGUGUAACCAGUUUCUGGUGUUUUGAUUAUUGAAGAAUUCCUGUAGAUUAAAUCAAUUGGAAACUAUUCAACUUUGUCGGAGAUUUUUUGCCAUUUGAAGGGAUUUUAUUGUGGCCUUGCUUGCAUCUACUAUUGGUUUUUUAACUUUAUUUUUUUCUUGUGAAUUUAUGUACUUUAUGACAAGGUAGAAGUAAGCACUUCCCUCUUCUUCCUUGAUCAUUUGAUUUACAAUUUUUUUAUUUCGACAAAGAACGUGUUUAAACAAACUGUCCUUUUGAAUGACGGAAGCCUUAAGCAAUGCUGCAAAUGCAUUCUUAUUUUACCAUCCUCUUUUUUGUGUAGCCAAAAAUAUUAAUCAGUAUGUAUUCCAGUCAGGGAGUGGCAGCUUGUAAACACUGACAAUAUUCAGCUUAAUGUCUAUUUUUUUUAUGAGGCCUUUUUAGACGACAAAUCUUGUUUUCUGCAAAUUACUGGAUUUUUUUCCAUGUUCUUCCGAUUUUCAUAGUGGCACAUCUGAUGUAAGUCGCUAUUUAUCCUCUUCGUUCUUAUGUUAUGCAUGCAACUAUUUUUCAGGUUUGAGAGUCUUCUGUUUAAAUUAGAGGUAUUAGACCAUAAAGCUCGGGAAAGGGCUGGAGUGAUAACACCAACCCAUGGGUCUCCUGUUCCUGUUCUCUUGCAGCUAGAUGCAGCUGCAGAGGUGAUACUUCAUGCAACUAUGCUUUCUUUUUUCGCAUUAUCUACAGUUUGAUGACAUUUGGAUUUAUUCAUCUUUCUUGUGUUUAUUUUUUUCAUCCAGUUGGUUAAGAAAAUACUCUCCCUGCCUUCAGAAGAGUUUUCUUUUAAAAAUGCUAUUUGUUUCUUUUUUUGUGAGAAUUUAUGCUUCUGUCUCCUCCAUUUUCUUUCCUGUUGAGGAGAAUGGACUACAGACAGGUUUAGCAGCAUAUUUCGAAGGCUACUGUUACUUUUUUCUUAAUAGGGUGAUGAUACAGCAUGAAAAGUAGCUGUUCAUAUCGAAAUGGCUGAAACAAGGAUGAGAAACAACAAGGAUCUAAUAUGGGGAGAAUUAAGGUCUCGCUUGACAAAAAAUCUUUUCUAUACGUAUUGGAUUUUAGCGAAAAUUGAUAGCAUUGCCUUUGUUUAAGAACAACAGUAAGUUGCAUGAUGAAAGUGAUUAUCAUAUGACCAAUUACGGCUUCAUUUCAUCCGUUGGUUCUGCAUGUCAUUUAUGGUAUUGUCGAUAACGACUUGUUGUUAUAUCUAAUUUAGAAAUGUUUACCUUCUCGCUGUUUUUAUUGGGAGUUAUUUCUAAUUAAGUUGUGUUUACCUUUUCUCUCUUCUUCUAAAGUAUUAUCUCUAAUUUAGUUAUGUUUUUGCAGACCUUGGAACCUCAAUCAAUUAGAUAUGCUGUUUUCCAGUCUGUAUAUAACUACUGGAAGAAGAAGGUAGCCCCCUCCAUCCUGUGGUGAAACCAGUUCUUUUCUUUUCCUCGAAUUCUUUCCUCAGGUUGGGCCCAUAAACUGUUUCUUAUUCUGAGCAUGUGUUACCUUUUUUUUCUUCCAAGUCUAUUUAGUUUUAUUAUGAGUAUAUUUUACUUUGAACUUUUGCAUGUUAUUCACGAACCUUUACGUUUUUCAUGAUCUUAUCUUUUAUCAGCGAGAGCAAUGGCAGAAACCAAUUCUACGACAGUUGCAGGUGAAUUUCACUUGCUUUCGCUUGCAUUACUUCUCUUAUCUCUUCUUUUUUUCCAGUUGUAACUAAAGAACAACGUUUGCAUCAUCUAAUUUUCCUUGGUAACAUCUGAUAUGUUCUUUCAGAUGUAUGCCUUUUUGUAUCUUUGUCUGUACUGGAAGUAUGUAACUUGUGGCGGUGGUCUUUUGCACUGGACGCAUGUGUCUGCACCAUUUAAUUGGCAGUUCAUCCUAUUAUUUCGUUUAUUGCUACACAAAAUUCGCUCAAGCUUUCAUCCACGUAUACCAAAAGAUUCAAUGGAAAUUAUAAUAACUCCUUGCACCUACUUUUUAAAUGUAUUGUUCCUGAUCCAUACUUGGAAAGAAUUCUGUAGGUCUACAAGAAUAAAUACCAUGCCUUUAAUAGUCCAGUUAUUUGGUCUACAAAUGAGAGGUUUGGUCUGGCUUUCUGACUGUUUCUCUGAUGUUCAAUCGCCCUCUUUCAUCGCUAAAGACUUGGGAAAUUCUGCUCUUAUGGCUUCAUUAAUUGGUAACUAUUUAUUGCAUUGUAGAACAAAUUAAGAUGUGCAUGUCAAAUAAGGUAAAAAGAAAAACUGAAAUUAGGAAAAUAUGAAAAAAAUGUUUAGCGCGUAUGUUCUUUCUCAAGUCAUUUGUCCCUAGUCCCUGGAACAUUAUGCUCCUUUUACCACCUGUCUCUUUGGUUCCUUCUCUUUGAUAUCCUCGCGAAAAAAAUGACCGUCGCUUGACAGGUGUUCUUGUGGGUCUUCUCUGUCCAUAUUUAAUGUAUCUCGGACUACCGUUACAGACUAUUAUUUAAUUCUCAGCAAAUUUUCCUUGUAUUGCAUGGCAAUCAAUGGGCACAAAGUCCUUAAGAGAAUUCUCAUUUGCCUGAUACUUGAAAUUAUGUGAGCAGAUCACCAUCUAUAACUCUUUUAAAGUAUUUUCAAGGUAACUUCAUCCAGUUUGACUUCCUACAUGAAUAUCCACAUCCUGCCAGCCUCUUUCUUCAUACCCAUGAACAAUGACAUAUCGUAAUUAGGUACAUACUAUUGCAUUUACUCACGACAUGAAUUACAGAAAGCAGUUGCUACAUCUUCCAACUAUCUGCCUUCAAGUCAAUCUGUUACUUAAUUGUUGCAAAUUGCACGGGGUCUAAGAUAUGAGGUGAAGAAGAUCUCCUUCUUAAAAACAUUCCAAGUUCUUCUGUGAUGACAACAAGAUCGUGAUAAAAUCUAGUUGAAUGCAGACAUAUCCACUUAUUAUCUCCCCAUUUUAGCAUUUGCACCCAUAAAAGUCCUAACUUAUAAUCUUCCGCCUUCCCACUUGGUCAGUCAUUUCUGUGUUCUCCAAAUGUAUGGUAUUCACCUCGUUUUCGUUUGACAAACUACUGGCUGGAUAAUGAUUUAUCUGGUUUUUUUCUGUUGCAGGCCCCUCCUCCAGUUAAUGAUACAAACCCUUACAAUGUAUUUAGACCAAGGGAGAAAAUUCACCGACUUCACACAAGAAGGGUAUGUGAGACCUCCUUUUUUUAUUGAAGGUUCUUUUUCUGCAGACGAUAUUUUUUUUUAUUUUUUUUUUGUCAAAAACUGUUUGUUAGAGUUGCACCUUUCUUUAUUUGUAUCAGGUACAUUUUGAUGACCUUUUCUUAUUAUUGUUGUCAUUUAGAUGCAACGCCGAGAGAACAAUGCCAAGUCCUUUGAGAAGCUUCGCCUGGUAACGAUCUUGGAGUUACUUCUGAUUUUUUCGGAAAAUAUAUAUUUCUUUUCAUUGCAAUCUGAAGAAAAUGGAGAAUUAUGUGGAAGGUCUGGUAUCCCUGUGAAUAUCAAUAAUGAAUCCAUCCCUCCAACCAUGUGGAAUGCAAUUUUUAUUUUUUUUUCUUCAUCUAAAUAUAUUCGUGCGUUGACUAACGGGGAAAGUGGAGUUUUUCUCGUGCUCGGGCCUUGUCAACCAAUAACUAACUGUAACAUCUCAUGAGUUGGAGCUGGGUAUAUCAUGCUCGAGGCUCGUGAAUUCUGUCUAAUAUAUCAUGUCUUAAAAGAGGACCAAAUAUGUUGACUUUUUUCAAGAUUGCUGUUUGUCGGUGAGGAUUUUGUGCACGUGAUGCAUUACAGCUUCUUUCCUUCUUCCUCCUAAUCUAGCUUACCGGUUCGAUCUCUACGUGUGCUUCAGGUCAGGCGCAACCUGGAACAGGCCAAAACGCUGUUAGAAACCCUGAUUAAGGUCUGUUCCUAAGGGAAACAUUUUUUUCAUCUCGAGCCUUAUUGGUUUCCUGCCCAUGGACCCAUCAGCCUCUGAUGUGUUGUCCAACUAUAUAUCUCCAGAGAGAAGAGAAAAAACGGGAUGCUGUGGAAAACGAGCUCACCCUUCAGCGAUUCCGGAUGAAGUACAAGGUAUCCAAUCAAUGCCUUACUGUGUUUUUUUUCCGAUUCAUGAGGUUUUAAAAUAAUUAGCUUACCCACGAGAUAAUCUCUGAUAAUGAGAUAAUUCUUCGAGGUUUUUUUUUUAUAUUGCUGUCAGGCGAUGAACAGGCAAAAAUCUCUUAUUCUUGUUAAUAUUUUCUACUUAUUCUCUCCUGGUUGAGUAAUAUCAGUAAUUUUCGUGAGGAAUUCUGGGCUGAAUGUUAGCAAAUGUUACUGUUUUUGUGUAAGAACCUGAAUAAAAACCAUGAUAAUCGGUUUGAUUGAUCUGUUUCCAGCAUGAGGCGCAGCUGGUUGACGACGGGAUGGCGUUCUCCGGGUUUCAGCCUCGUUGCAAGCUUGGAUCGAGCGAAGACGAGUUUAUGGAUUCGGAUGACAUGAUGACCAGGCGUCCUCGAGGUCGGCCGUCCAAAGCUCAGAAUUUCCCCUCCCAGCCGCCCAGGUUACUGAUUCCUGCGGGCCGUAUGAGGCGGGAGCUGAAACGACGACCCCUUGCUCGUGGAUGGCUUCAGAAAAGCGUAUGGAAGAACACCCCUCUCUCUCUCUCUCUCUUGCUGGCUCGUCUGUCUGGCAUUAAUCGUAAAGUUGGUUUCUUUUUUGCAAUGAUGCAGGAUUCCCAUCAGCCAGUUCUUGUGUUUACGAAGCCCCUGGAUCCGGAAAAGUUGGCCGCGGCGGGCGUCGUCCCGCCGUCGGGGCCUCCCGUCGAAAAUGGGUCGAUUGCGCCGCCGUACCAGUUCUUUGGAAGGAUUGGACGAGGAGGCCGCAUAAUCUUUGACCGGAAGAGAAAUCAGUGA